GCACAGUCAAAAGUGGAAAUUAUCUUCACUCAACCCCCCAACUUUCACCUUUCUUUUUUCUUUUUCUUUUAGUUUUACAAGAAAGAAUCACUCGUUUUUGGGUCCUCAAGAUCACGCUCUCUCCUUUCUUAGUUUGUGUCACACUGUGUGUUGAGUGGAGAAAGGGUUAUGGUGACUGAGAACUGAGGAGGACUCGUGUGUGUGCGUGUGUUAAAACUGAAGUUGCUGAUGGCGUGCAUGAAGCUGGGAUCGAAGUCUGAAGUGUUUCACCUUGAUGGCAAUACCUGGGUUAGCUCAACCGGGCUUCCAAGUGAUGUCACUGUUGAAGUUGGAGAUGUGUCCUUCCAUCUACACAAGUUUCCAUUGCUAUCUAGAAGUGGGGUACUAGAAAGCCUCAUAGGAGAAGCUUCAGGUAAGGACGAGCAAAACUGCACAUUGCAACUUCAUGACGUUCCCGGCGGUGCCAAUGCUUUUCUCCUCGUGGCCAAGUUCUGUUAUGGUGUCAAAAUCGAGCUCACUCCAGCAAAUGCAGUGAGCCUCCGAUGCGCAGCCGAAUAUUUCCAAAUGAACGAAGACUAUGGAGAGGAAAAUCUCAUCAUGCAGACAGAAAAGUUCCUGAAUGAGAUCUUUGGCAACUGGACCGACUCAAUCAAGGCUCUCGAGACCUGUGAAGAGGUUCUAUCGCGCGCCGAAGAGGUUCAUAUCGUAUCGAGAUGCAUCACUUCCUUGGCGAUGAAAGCUUGUGCGGACGUUAGUCUGUUUAGUUGGCCCGUAUCGGGAGACAGCGACGUGAAGAGUCCAGUAGGUACCAUAUUUUGGAAUGGAAUCCGCACGGCUUCCAAAUCGCGUACCUUAAGUGAGGACUGGUGGUACGAGGAUGUCUCUUACCUGAGAUUAUCAUUAUAUAAACGGUUAAUCACUGCUGUUGGAUCAAGAGGCAUGAAGCCCGAGAAAAUUGCUGGGUCGAUCAUGCAUUAUACAAAGAGGCAUCUCCCAUUGAUGGGCAGGCAUUCGGGCUUCGACAGCGGUGAGUUCCCUGCAUCAGGGUCGACCAUUUCUUCCUUAUCUGAUGAUGAUCAACGGAAUCUUCUUGAAGAGAUAGUGGAGUUACUCCCAGAUCAGAAGGGCGUGACCCCCACUACGUUCUUGCUCAGGCUUCUUCGAACAUCCAUGAUCUUAAAGGCCAGUCCAAUGUGUAAAGAGAAACUAGAGAAGUGCAUCGGGUCGCAGUUGGAUCAAGCGGUGCUCGAGGACCUCCUUAUUCCCAAUGUCAGCCAUUCGAUGGAGACUCUUUAUGAUAUCGAGUGUAUUCAACGGAUUCUUGAUCAUUUCAUGGUGGUAGACCGCGAUGCAUCCGAUCCCAUCUCGAGCUGCGUACCAGAUGAGGGGCAAUUGAUGGGAGGCCCUCACUCUCUGACUCCGAUAACAAUGGUGGCCAACUUGGUGGAUGGUUAUCUUGCCGAGGUGGCAACAGAUGUUAACUUGAAGUUGCCGAAAUUCGAGUCCAUUGCUGCAGUUAUCCCUGAUUAUGCCAGGCCACUGGAUGACGGUAUUUACCGCGCAGUCGACAUAUAUCUCAAGGCCCAUCCAUGGCUCACAGAUUCUGAGCGGGAACAGAUAUGCAGGCUCAUGAAUUGCCAGAAGCUCUCCAUGGAUGCCUGCACUCAUGCUGCUCAGAACGAAAGGCUUCCUCUCCGAGUAAUUGUCCAAGUCCUGUUCUUCGAGCAACUUCGCCUCCGAACAUCUAUUUCCGGAUGGUUCUUCGUGUCCGACAAUCUCGAGAGCUCGCAAAACCUGAGCACGAAUGUCGCGCUAGCCCGAACAAACGGGCCAGGUCAGGGAAGCAGCGUACAGAACCAAAUUGUUGCGUUCGACGAAAUGAAGGAGCGUGUGUUUGAGCUCGAGAAAGAGUGCUUGAGCAUGAAAGAAGAGCUUCAAAAGGUGCUGAGGAAUAAACGGGGUUGGAACAUUUUCUUCAAGAAACUCGGAUUCAGAUUUAGGCCGAAGACUAGUGACCCGAAUGCCGCCAAACCGCCACACGAUGCAAGGGACUCGGCACCACCAAAGGCUCCGCCGGAGAGCGGAAGGACGGACCGCAAUAACGGUGAAUUAGGAGAUUCGAGAUGAUUUACUGAAGAGAUGUCCAGUCAGUAUCGAAAUAAUGUUGGUCUCUUAAGCUUUUAACAUUAGCUAGUAAUGACUUGUGGAUUCUGGGGUGCUUUUCUUCUUGAGGCAGAUUACAUUAUAGACGUCUUCUUCUCUA
This is a messenger RNA of Syzygium oleosum, 2263 nucleotides long. Its product is annotated as BTB/POZ domain-containing protein At5g03250-like. NCBI's taxonomy places the organism in Eukaryota, Viridiplantae, Streptophyta, Magnoliopsida, Myrtales, Myrtaceae. Bases 229 to 2127 code for a protein of 632 amino acids. The transcript is spliced from 4 exons. The record is from RefSeq and is a predicted model, not a curated record. Gene Ontology annotation, molecular function: protein binding.